Messenger RNA from Amaranthus tricolor (Joseph's coat), 858 nucleotides. Its product is annotated as protein FAR1-RELATED SEQUENCE 9-like. Gene Ontology annotation, molecular function: zinc ion binding. The coding region runs from base 1 to 858 and encodes 285 amino acids. The transcript has 3 exons. The record is from RefSeq and is a predicted model, not a curated record. Lineage: Eukaryota; Viridiplantae; Streptophyta; Magnoliopsida; Caryophyllales; Amaranthaceae. Gene Ontology annotation, biological process: regulation of DNA-templated transcription.
AUGUGGGUGCCCGCAUAUUUUAGAGAUCUUUAUAUGGGUGGUUUGCUUAAAACAAAAUCUAGCUCGGAAAGUGAGAACAAUUUUUUCAGUUACUUUGUGAACAAAUUUCUUACAUUAGUUGAACUCCAAAUGAGGUUUCAAAGUGCGAUGGAUGUUCAACGUUAUAUGAUGCAGACACUAGAUAGUAAAUGCAAGUUAUAUUCUGCACCUUUGAAGACUCGUAUCCCUCUUGAAAAACAUGCUUGUAGUGUCUACACAGAUGUUGUUUUUAAGGAUUUUCAAGAACAAAUUCUUAGUGCACGCGAUGAGUGUGGUUUUGAAAAGAAUUUCGUUAGAGAUGGCAAGGAUGUGUAUCGUGUGGUACAUUUCAACACUGGGAUAAUUAUUGAAGUUGCGUAUGAUGCACAAAAAUUGUAUGUUGAUUGCUUUUGUAAGUUAUUCAAAAGAGUAGGAGUCUUAUGUAAGCAUGCAUUAUGGGUUUUGCAAGCAAAAGACGUUAAAUAUAUACCAGAACCUUACAUAUUGAAAAGGUGGACAAAAGAUGCUAGCAAAACACCUGUAUAUGAUAUUGAUGGCACGUUAUUGGAUGGUAAUAAUGCUAUGGAAUCUAGAAAAGGGGUUUUAGAAGAUGUUUGGAAUGAGAAUCGUGGGGUUGAGAAGACAAAACGUCAAGAGUUGGAAAAGUUUUUGGGUUGCGAAGCUCCUACAACAAUUACAAUUAAAAACCCUAGACAAUCUUCAAACAAAGGCAAGAGGAAAGAAAAAGAUCCAAAACAAAAGGAUACUGAAGAUGAAGAAGAGCAAAGGGUGACCAAGCAAAGACAAUCAUUUGCAGAGUGUAAACUAACUUCUGAUUGA